GUACAGAUGUUCAGUGUAAUAAUGGCACUGAGAGAUUCAGAGACAGACUGAAGCUGGACAAUGAGACUGGAUCUCUGACCAUCAUGAUCAUCAGAGAACUGGACUCUGGACUUUAUCGUCUACGGAUCAUCAGUAGCAGCAGCAUGAAUGAAAAUGUCUUCAUUGUUGCUGUAUAUGGUGUUUCUGCUGCUGAACGAGAUAAAAUGAAGAAAAAGUCGGUGGAGAAGGAAUCUGUCACUUUAGAUCCGGCUGUAAUCAAAAAACAAAAUGAUUCAAUGAAAUGGUAUUUUAAUGACUCUCUCAUCGCUGAAAUCACUGGAGAUCAGAAUAAGAUCUGUUCAGAUGAUGAGUGUAAAGAGAGAUUCAGAGACAGACUGAAGCUGGAUCAUCAGACUGGAUCUCUGACCAUCAUGAACACCAGAACUACAGACUCUGGUGAAUAUAAACUAGAGAACAACCGUAGCAGAAUCAGUAUUAUAAAGAUAUUCAGUGUUAUUGUCACUGCUGUUCCAGAUUCAGUUGCUGCUGUUGUUGUUGUUGUUGUUGUUGUUGUCGUUCUGCUGGUGGCUAUAGCUGCUGUCAUUUACUAUCGCCACAGGAAAUCUACACAAGAAAGACAAAAUGACACAAUGGAUCACAGUCAUGAUCAGGGAAAUGGUGUCGACUCGGUUCCCUUAUCAGAAUGGCAUUCCAUUAAUCGCUGAUUAUAUUGGGACAUCACAGUAGCUUUAUUUAUUAUUUUGUUAGCUAAUUCUGCAUUUGAUUUAGCUCAGAAGUCAAAUGUCGGAGCUGGGAAUGAUGUCACACCCAAGUAGAUGGUGUUCCAGUAGAGAAAUCUAAUGGAGUUCACUCAUGUUAGCAUUAGCAGUGUUAGGAAAAAACAGAGCAUUACACUGCAUUAUGUAACUGCAGGCACUCACAUUGCAACAUGUUCACGGAUAGAGGUUGGUCAGUAAUGAGUGUAUGACUCAAUAAUAACAUGGGAAUAUAACAAAAGCUUAUACUUGGGUUUGAACAAAUUUCUACAUAAUAGAAAUUUUGAACUAAGCACCACAUUACCAGCAAUAGUUAAGUGUAAUAUUCUGCCUAUUUAAGCAUUUGAGAUGUUUUACUACAAAGUUUGUGCAUUUCACCUGAGGACUAAGAUGGAGGCCUGUGGGGCGUUCAAGGUAAAGCUUGUUAUUUCACAUGGUCUUUUAUAAAAGAUGUGUCUUUGUUUUGUCCAUAUUAAUCAGUUCUUUUUAUGGAGAAUAUUUGGCUAUGUUGUAUUUGUUCAAAGUGCUCGUUAUAUCAUGUAAAUAUUGUGUU
This is a messenger RNA of Cyprinus carpio (common carp), 1308 nucleotides long. RefSeq lists its product as uncharacterized. NCBI's taxonomy places the organism in Eukaryota, Metazoa, Chordata, Actinopteri, Cypriniformes, Cyprinidae. The record is from RefSeq and is a predicted model, not a curated record.